GUCAAAGGCGACGGGAUUAAGUCUUGUUUUGGACCACCCCUCCAGAGAUUACGGAAUGGACGAUCCCUGUACGAAAAGGCAAUCAGACUCCAGAUUGAAUAUCAAAUAGCCAGGCCGUUCCCCUGAUGAUUGAAAUAUAGUCCCCACCACACAGAAGGAACCCCCACUGCACAACUUCUGCUAUUGUACAACUGAGAAUCACCAUCUUUUUCUGCAGUGGAACGAAGAAGAACGCUGGGUCCGAACUGUGCGAUACUAGAUUCGAGUAUAUAUUUAAAGUAUCCAUCGCGACCUUAGUGAAACAUGUCUUGCCCGACCACCCAGUACUCAAACGACGCUUUGGUCGCACUGAAAGCCAUCGGCAACUGCAGCGCCGACUCCGUCCCCCUCCCUCUGCUACCCCCCUCCACAUCCACGGGGAUGUUAUCCAGUGUAGGGGGUAUGGAGAACACCUACGUACCCCCUACCCUAGUCUCCUUCUCCGCCGAGGGGGUCCGCACGUGCCUCUCCCCUACAGCCUUCUCACCUGUGUCGUCCAUCGUGAACCUCAGCAACGCAGGAUACCCUUCCUUCGCGCCUACCCCGACCCCCUUACCACCGAUCUCCCUCGGUCUGGAUCUGGUCCUGAAGAAGCCUCUCAACCACAGCACUACCUACGGGGUCGACUCCACGGCGUCCUUCUUCUCCGCUCCCGUCAUCACAUCCGAGCCGGACCGCCACGACGCCGGUUCCCACCUGUACCCCGGCUCGGACGUGUCCCCCCUGUCCCUCUCCCUGGUGCACAAGCCCCCUCCGGACGGAGACGGGAACCCCCUCUCCAUGGGACACCCCCUCUCCCUGACCUGUAAACCCCCCGCCGCCCAGGCCGAGCCUAACACCCCGGAGCUCCGCGAGCUGGAGGAGUUCGCCAACGACUUCAAACUGCGCAGGAUUAAGCUGGGUUACACGCAGACGAACGUGGGGUCUGCGCUGGCGUCGGUGCACGGUACCGACUUCUCCCAGACAACCAUCUGCCGCUUCGAGAACCUACAACUCAGCUACAAGAACGCCUGUAAGUUGAAGCCGAUCCUACAGAAGUGGAUAGAAGAGGCGGAGAACAGCGGCGGGCCGGGCGGCGACAAGCUCCCUGGGAACGAGAGAAAGCGCAAGCGCAGAACGACGAUCGGGCUGUCAGCCAAGGAGGCGCUGGAACGGCACUUCCUUAAGCAGAACAAACCCUCCUCUCAGGACAUCGUGCGGGUGGCGGAGUCUCUGCGGCUGGACAAGGAGGUGGUCCGGGUCUGGUUCUGCAACCGGCGGCAGCGGGAAAAGCGCGUCAAGACAUCCCUGCACAGCAGCUCCCUCUAUCUGCAUGGGGAAGAACUGAAGGACUAGUGCAAUCAUACAUGGCAGGGUAGAGACUAUGUUUCAAGCAGAGGUUCGGCUUUGACGGUUUUGACAUGUUUUAAGACCUUUCUACUUUGUACCGUUUCUUUAUGAUUUUUCCCGUGGAUAUGAAGAAAACGGUCCAAAAACGGCCCUAAAAACGGCCUAAAACACGUAAAAAAAACAGCCGAAGGCGCAAUCUCUGGCCUGGUAUAUACAAUGUACUUUUAAAACGUUAUAAGCAUUUAUGCAACAAGCCUUAUUGUGGAACGAUAGAGCGAAGUGAUUUCAUCAUCAAAGUGCCUUGUACGAUGUAGUAACUUAUUGUAAAGACUCAAGAAGAAAUAUUUCUGUCUAGACUUUUACGGAGUGCCUCUUGAAAUUCUGUACUGAUCCUCAUAAUUAUUGUUUAUUGUUCGCUGAAUUUCUCUAUUUAUUGUCAAUGAUUCAUUAUUAAAUUUCAUCUGAAUGCAGUC
Messenger RNA from Branchiostoma floridae (Florida lancelet), 1841 nucleotides. RefSeq names its product pituitary-specific positive transcription factor 1-like. Bases 304 to 1374 code for a protein of 356 amino acids. NCBI's taxonomy places the organism in Eukaryota, Metazoa, Chordata, Leptocardii, Amphioxiformes, Branchiostomatidae. Gene Ontology annotation, biological process: regulation of transcription by RNA polymerase II. The record is from RefSeq and is a predicted model, not a curated record. The transcript is spliced from 5 exons. Gene Ontology annotation, molecular function: RNA polymerase II cis-regulatory region sequence-specific DNA binding; DNA-binding transcription factor activity, RNA polymerase II-specific.